UUUUAGAAAACAUGGCCGACAAAAAUGUCACCAUCGACGAUCGAAUUCGAAAGUAAAAAUUUGAUCACUCUGAGUUAAAUUUGAUUAGAAUUUUACAUGUCAGUGAUGUGAAACAGCGCUGUUGACAUGGAUCAGAUCCACAAGGACGCCCUGCGCCGCACACGUGUGGCGCUUGUUAAAGAUUUGGACGUGAACAACGUUUGUGAUGAGCUUUUGAGCCAGGACAUUUUCACUCAGCUUAUGAUGGAAUAUAUCAUGUCGGAACGUACACGCAUUGACAAAGUUCGCCGCCUCUUAGACGAUUUGGUAAGAAGAGGGCCUGACGCUUACCUUAAGUUUCUUGAUGUUUUAAAAAAAUCAGGAUACCCAUUCCUAGCUGAUCAAAUUGUUAAAAAUGAGGAAAUUCUUCGAAGAGAGAAAGAACCUUUUUCAUCUAUACCAAUUCAAGCAACCAAUCAGACACGAGAAGAAAUCCACCCAGCCUCAAGACCACGGUCAAGGAAUAUCACAGCAACGCAAUCUUCCUUUGUUGGGAGUCAAAAUUCAAAUUCAAAUUCCUCAUCUAUGGAAUCAUUAGGUUCCAGCUCAAUGAUAUACAGCGGACCUUCGACGUCCUCUCUUCCCAUGUCUAGAUCAGAGCCUUCUCGUCUCAACCCUCAGCCCAGAGGUUUGGCUGUUGGUGAAAUGGAAUAUGGAGCUGUAGAAUCUAGUGAGGAUGACACACUGGAUUUAACUGGAACCCAAUUAAAUCCAUCCAGCAUGGAUGUUGAUGAAAACGAUUCCAACAUUGGUAGUACAUGUAUUGACGAAGAGGCUUUGUUAAGAGAGUCCUCAACAUAUCCUGUUCAGCCCUCAGAAGAUGGAAAUCGUCCGUAUAGUUUGGAUCCAGCAACAAUGACAUCAAGAUACAGCUCACAAAGUAUCGAAAAGCGCUACACAAUGGAUUCAAAACCAAGAGGGGCUGUUUUUAUUAUAAACAACAAACAAUUUAUGAAUGAUCACCAUGAGCGAUCUGGGACAGAGCAAGACUGCAUGAAAUUAAAGCUUCUUUUUGAGAAACUUGGCUUCGUGGUGUGUGUGAAAGAAGAUUUGAAAAGACAUGAAAUAUUGACAGAGUGUCAGGCUUUUGCAAGACAACCAAUCUUAGCCAAUGUUGACUCUAUGGUGCUGGCAGUGCUUUCACAUGGCACAGCAGACAACAUGAUAAGUGGAACUGAUGGAGGAGGGAUUCAUGUGAUUAACGAGAUUUGUCCCAUUUUUUCGGCAAAGAAUUGUCCCUCUUUGUCUUGUAAACCAAAGAUGUAUAUCUUCAAUGCUUGUAGAGGAAAGAAAAAUGGCCAUUCAAUCCCAAAUCUUUCCCUGAGUAUAGAAAUUCAACGAGAUGAACUUCAAAAGGAUGGACCUUAUGGAGCCGAAGAAUCCCAAGUUUUGGAUACACAGGACAUUCUUCUGUGUUAUUCUACUUUUCCAGGAUACACAUCCUACAGGGAUACAGAGAAAGGCAGUUGGUUCAUUCAGGAGUUUGUAGAAGUAUUUCAGGAACAGGCUGAUGAAGAACAUGUAUUGGAUAUGUUGACUGAAAUAAACAACAGAGUUGGCCAGAGGAAGCAUAAGGAUGAUUCAUCAGAGGCCACAUGUGUGCAAAUGCCAUUUCCUGCAUCCUCCUUGACAAAGAAAUGGUUCUUGAAUCCUCCUCCAGUCUAGAACAUCAACUGAGCAAUCUAUGUUACUUAAAGGAUCUCCGACACCCCAUUACUUCUACUUUUUAUGAUAGUUUGUUACAACAUGGCAAUUUUAAUGCAUUGUGAAUCAGUUUAUAUUGCCACAAUUUAUAGUGCCUAUCUCUGUGGCACAAUGGGUGUACCUUCAGUCUACCAUUGCCCGCAGAUCCCGAGUUCGAAUACUGCAGGGACUUCUAUUUUUAAGAAGAGUGGUAAAAUCUAAAAAGUUGAUGUUUUCCCCGAAAAUUGAUUUUUCAAAUUUCAUUUUUAAGUCAAACACAUGCUAAAAAUCCAUAUCUUUAAGUAAUUAAGAAGAAUGGACUAUAAAGCUUGUAUGCAGAACUUUUCCAGGUGUGUGGAGGACACUUAAGGUGGUAUGGGACAUCUAUUAAUAUUAAUAUAGAUUAAAGUACAUUAUAAAUGAAAUACUUUCACCAGUUUAAAAUUUUUAAAUGUUUAACCUAAAAAAUAUGUUUUAAAUCUUUUGAAAAAAUAAAAAUUUCAAAAUUCCCAGCUGGAUUCAAACUCAAGAUUAACAGUUCCAUAUAUAGUACGUGAUUCCUCUAACCCUCUGCGACACCUUGUAAGGCAACACAUUUGGGAAAGAAACAUUUAUAAAAAUUUCUCUUGAUUUUAUUGUUUAUUUUAUUGUAUAAAUAAUAUGUCACAACAUGGAGGCGUCCCAUACCACCUUAAUACAUGUAACACAACUCAUCAUAUACAUGUAUAUAUACAUCUGUGAAUUCUAGGCAAAAGAUUCCUUUAGUUGUUCCUCCCAUGAUUUGAUACGGAAAAAUUCAUAGAUAACAUGCAAAUAUGUGAAUUGAAUUUCAUGUACAAAUACAAUGCAUGUUUUUUGAAUUUUUUUAGUGAAAUAAAGCAAAACAAUAGACUUUUAAAGUAAAAUAAAAGAAAAUAAUAGUAUUAUUAGAAUUUUUACUCUAAUAAAACAUGCUUUUUUCACAUGAAAUCUACGCAAGGCUUUGGUAUAUAUACGAUGCAUGUACACAUACAAGUAGCUAAAUGAUAACCCGAGUUAUUGUUUGAUUUAAAAGUUAAUAUUUUUUUAAACAUUUCAAUAGAAUUGAAUAUACAAAUUUGGCAAUAAUGAAAUAUAGCCAUUUGUUGAAAGACUGUGUUUUGGUACUUGUAAUACAUGACAUUCAUGUAUUGCAUACCGGUGCAUUAUUAAUUUAUGUAUUGAUAUGAUGGAUUCUUUCGUUAUAUGUAGUACAUUUUACAAUCAGAGAUAAUGACCUGAUCAUGUUUGCCAUUCCAAGCACAGCUGCUGCUUUUUAAUGUUUUUUUUAUUUCAUUAAUUAUUGUCUCUUAAAAUGUGCAGAUCUAGAAAGGGGCCACGGGUCUAAAUACCUUCUGGAAAAAAUUCAAGCUUUUUCAAUUUACAUAGUAAAAUUACGGUACCAAAAAAUAAUACCUCGGACCACCCUACCUUGUUAAAAUUCUCUGGAUCUGCAGAUGCUUACCAUGUGUUUUCUGAGAUAUAACAGUCAUGCAUCUGUUUAUCAUAGUUAUGUACAUAAAAUACUGCAAAAUAUGAUGAUGUGGCAUAUAUUUUUGACAUUUUAAGGCAGUACUGUGCAUGCUUUUAAUACGCUUUGCUGUACAUGUAACAGAAUUGUUUUACCUCUCAUUCCACACAAAGGUUAUUCCAUGCAUUCACAUGUACAAGUUUAGAAGACAGAUUUUAACCAAUUCUUAAGUACCUUGUACAAUGAAUAUACAGUGUAUCAUUGUACUGGAUUAUGAUUUUAUUCUUUUAUGUCAAUAUGUUAGUUGUAAAAUUAUUUACAGAUAUUUGAUAUUAUAUGGUAGUACACUGAAUGCAGGAUAACGUAUAUAAAUGGACAAUAUUUGUUGUCAUAUAAAAGUAAAAUUAUUGAUCAUGGGGAAAAGCUGAUAGCAACUUUAGAAGCUAUAUGAAGCUUCCUCUAUGAUCUAUGUACCGGUACCAUAUCAUAAACACAUGUAAAAUCCAUUACAUAUGCAUAUUGCUUUUCAGAUUUUGCUUCGCUAUUGGAAUCAUUCAUUUCUUAUUUAUAUACAUGUAUAUAUAUAUUUGUGAGAUAUCGAUAGGAGAUCUGGUUAUCCAUUGGUUAUGUGUUAGCUAAUAUAGGUAAUACAUUUCAUUCUAAUUCUUGUAUACACAUAUGCUUGUACUUUACAAUCAUUGAUCAGAGAGACUGUGCACGUAAUUACUGCAUAUAAGCUUUGCUCAUUCUAUAAUUUAUUCUGGUUGUUUGUAAGAUUGAGUGAGUUGGUAUAACCACAGUGGUGGGUUCAUUUUUUUUUCUUGAUGGUUUGAAAAACCAAGUCUCAAUUUCCACAUGUACAUUAUAUAACAAAAUGAAACAAAGGAAGAACCAAGACCCACCUCUGUAAUGUACACUGCAUUUAUGAAAAUUUCAUGUUUUUUCUAUCAUCGAAAAAUCAUGUCAUAAAAAUUGGUUGAAACUGCUAUUUGAAUAUUACAUGCAUUAUGAUUAAAAUUAUACUGUUAUAUUGUGUCAUUAUGUUUCCUAGAAAAAAAACACCUCUUUAAUCUAGCACAUGAUGUUGCUGGUAAAAGCAAAUAAAGUUAUCAUGCAAAAAUA
This is a messenger RNA of Magallana angulata, 4333 nucleotides long. Its product is annotated as caspase-2-like. Gene Ontology annotation, molecular function: cysteine-type endopeptidase activity. Gene Ontology annotation, biological process: regulation of apoptotic process; proteolysis. The transcript is spliced from 9 exons. The record is from RefSeq and is a predicted model, not a curated record. NCBI's taxonomy places the organism in Eukaryota, Metazoa, Mollusca, Bivalvia, Ostreida, Ostreidae. The coding region runs from base 127 to 1704 and encodes 525 amino acids.